Molecule: messenger RNA, 658 nt
Organism: Glossina fuscipes
Lineage: Eukaryota; Metazoa; Arthropoda; Insecta; Diptera; Glossinidae
Exons: 4
Coding region: 1-606 (201 amino acids)
Source: RefSeq, a predicted model, not a curated record
AUGAAACGAUUUACUUGCUUUAAUUUACGUUCCAUUAGCUAUACAGCGGCUGCUGUGGAUAUCAUAUUAUCCUGCUUGAUAUGGUGCCUGUGUAGUUUAUAUUUAUAUCACGAUUAUUACCGCAUGACCAGUUGGUCGUCAGGGCGAGACAAUGUAAUCAUUAAUAAAUCGUUUAACAAUUUUUUAAGCACAGUCGUGAAUUAUGUGUUGUUGCAUAAUUUCCCGGAUGCAUUUUACGUGGUCAUGUCCAUUAUCCUAUGGAUAAAAUCCUUAACUAAUUUCGUCUUAGCAGCAGUGCUCAUUGAUGGUAUAAAAAGGAAACGUACCAUUUGUAUAGCACCUUGGCUCAUAAAUACCAUAAUAUCGAUAAUCGUUGAGGUGACGGUUUAUAUAUUUAUGGAAUUGAAAUUCAAUGAAAGCGAUGCUACUCUUGACAAACGCAUAGUCCGAAGCAUCAUGUUUGGCAUCUUCAUAAUGUUCAAUUUAAUGUUCACAUUUGCAAUUUUUUGUUUAUGCAAAAUAUUAAAAAUUCAACAAGAGGAAGCGCGCGAAUUGCAAGAAAGUAUUGUAGAGACUACAGGAAUAUUUCAGCAUGUAAAGGUUUGAAUGCAUUUAUAUAUAGACUUAAAGAAAAACCUAAACAAAAUCUUGUCAUACA